Acanthochromis polyacanthus (spiny chromis) is the source of this 1792-nucleotide messenger RNA. RefSeq names its product bile salt-activated lipase-like. Gene Ontology annotation, cellular component: cell surface; synapse; postsynaptic specialization membrane. The transcript is spliced from 11 exons. The coding region runs from base 35 to 1711 and encodes 558 amino acids. Gene Ontology annotation, biological process: postsynaptic membrane assembly; neuron cell-cell adhesion; chemical synaptic transmission. The record is from RefSeq and is a predicted model, not a curated record. Lineage: Eukaryota; Metazoa; Chordata; Actinopteri; Pomacentridae. Gene Ontology annotation, molecular function: sterol ester esterase activity; neurexin family protein binding; triacylglycerol lipase activity.
CCGGCUGAAAAUCCACCUGGUUGUCAGUUUGGUCAUGAUGGUGACUCUGGGGAUCUUAGUUGCUGUUGCUGUGCUUCUGGAGACGGUCUCUGCGACCUCUCUGGGGGUGGUGUACACAGAAGGAGGGCUGGUGGAGGGGAAAAACAUUCGUCUUGGCUUUCGCCGUCACAUGGACAUCUUCAAGGGAGUUCCCUUUGCUGAUAUGCCUGGAAGGUUUGAGAAACCAAAGCGUCACCCUGGCUGGGGCGGUGUUUUGAAAGCCACUGAGUUCAGGCCAAGGUGCCUUCAGCCGAACCUUAUCUCAACUGACUCAAGAGGCAGUGAGGACUGUCUUUAUCUUAACAUUUGGGUUCCUCACGGCAGCUCAGUGGCCAAAGAUUUACCUGUCAUGGUCUGGAUUUAUGGAGGAGCCUUCUUGGUUGGAGGCUCAAUGGGUGCUAAUUUCCUUGAUAACUAUCUGUAUGAUGGGCAGGAGAUCGCAGAAAGAGGAAAAGUUAUUGUGGUGACGCUGGGGUACCGUUUGGGAACUCUGGGCUUCCUGAGCACUGGAGACUCCAGUAUGCCUGGAAAUUAUGGUCUGUGGGACCAGCAAGCUGCCAUUGCCUGGGUGCACAGAAACAUCCGCUCAUUUGGAGGAGACCCUGACAACAUCACCAUCUUUGGAGAGUCUGCAGGUGGAGCUAGUGUCAGCUUCCAGACUAUUACUCCCCACAACAAAGGACUGUUCAAGAGAGCCAUCUCCCAGAGUGGGGUCUCUCUUUGCCCUUGGGCUGUCAACAGAAACCCCCGCAGGUUUGCUGAGGAGGUGGCUUUGAAGGUCAAUUGCCCCAUUGAUGACACUAUGGCUGCCUGCUUAAAGAUGACUGAUCCUGUGCAACUAACAAUGGCAGGCUUCAUCGAUAUGAACAGCUCCCCUGAUAGCCCUAUUGUGAACAACCUGGUCCUGGCUGCUGUGAUUGAUGGCGACUUCUUACCGGAUGAGCCUUCCAACUUGUUUCACAACGCGGCCGACAUUGAUUACAUUGCCGGAGUCAACGACAUGGACGGACAUAUCUUCAGUGGUGUUGAUUUUCCAUCCAUCAACUCCAUUAAUAUUAACACUCCUCUUGAGGAUGUGAAGAGACUCUUGGCUGCCCACACUAAGGAGAAGGGGGCAGCUGGUUAUCAAAAUGCCUACUCCACAUACUCCUCAGCCUGGGAUAAUCCCAGUAAUCCCAGCCAGACGACUAUCAAGAAAACUAUUGUGGAGAUUGGAACAGACUACAUUUUCCUGGUUCCUAUACAGGCUGCACUUUAUCUUCAUGCUUCCAAUGCUGGAACUGGACGUACCUACUCCUACGUCCUCACUGAGCCCAACCGUAUGGGUGGCUUGUUAAAACCCUACCCCAGCUGGAUGGGAGCUGACCACGCUGAUGACCUGCAGUUCGUGUUCGGAAAGCCCUAUACCACACCGAUAGGGUACUGGCCUCGUCAUCGAGACCUCUCUGGCUACAUGAUUGCCUACUGGACCAACUUUGCCAAAACCGGAGAUCCCAACAACGGAGACCUGAAAGUCCCUGCUACCUGGCCCAGAUUCACCGGUGAUGGAGCCCAGUAUCUGGAGAUCCAUAAUAAAAUGAACAAAAACUACAUAAAACAGAGGAUGAGGCUGCGUUAUGUGAAUUUUUGGACCAGCAUCCUGCCCAACCUCCCCACAAUUGCCUCAGAAUAAAGAGCCUGUGGUCACCUAUGCACCUGCAGGUCAAUGUCAUGUCAGUAUUCAGAAAAUAAAUAAAUAAAUCACAGCAGCAUA